Funneliformis caledonium is the source of this 173-nucleotide messenger RNA. NCBI's taxonomy places the organism in Eukaryota, Fungi, Glomeromycota, Glomeromycetes, Glomerales, Glomeraceae. The record is from the annotation of a GenBank genome assembly.
AAAGUAUAGAAAGAGAUCAAAAUGAUAUUAUCAUAGCAUCUUUUCAAGGAAGUAAUGAAAGUUUUCUAGGAAUGACACUACUAAUAGCAAUAAAUAGACCAUUAUCAGGAACUACCACACCUAUAUCCCAACCACUAUCUAAUUCAUUGUCCUAUAAUAGUGUAUCACUAUAA